GACCUUGGCUCUCUCUGACGCCUUUCCCCAAACCCCACCUCAUGGCAACCGAGUCGGGGAUAUAAAUUAUAGAAGAAGGUCCCCUGGAGUGCUUCUACAAUUCUUAGCCAUGACACGGAUAGUAUUAUCAACCGGCAACAUUAUUACAGGUGGCCCCUCUAUCAUCCGAAAGCCCGGCACGACAAGGUCGAAUCUCGAACUUGUGAAUUCGUUGAGGAAUAACUUCCAAGCCGCACAACAAGACUAUGCUGGCAGUCCCACCAGCACUAAUGGUGAUAAGAAGGAGAAUGGGCAUCCAGUAUGCGAGAACAGUCGGCCGAGGAUAGAUGCCUGGACUGCGACGGAAGACUCCGUCUUGUACAUCCCGCGCAUCGAUUGGACGGCCGCCGGCCUGCAAGAAGACCGCGCCCAGUACGAAAUCACUGUCAAAUUAUUUUUCCUGCCCACCGCCCCGGUGGUCAAGCGCGCAGAGUAUAUUGACGAGGCAUUGCGACUUGUGACAAAAGAACUCGGGGUAGAGAAUGUCGACCUCUUGAUCGCGUCAUUUCCCGGCAUAUCGUUCGAGGGGGACUGCGAAUGGGAAGCAGAUAAGAUAAAUGCGACGAUGGGAAAUGAUGAAGAGGAGGUCGUGACGUGGGCCGCAUUGGAGAACCUGUACGAGCAAGGAAAGGUUGCUCGGCUGGGCAUUGCCGAAUUCGGUAGCGAGAAGCUGCAGCGCUUCAUCAGCCAAGUCAAAGUGCCGCCGGCCGUCGACCAAAUCAAUAUCAAAGACUGCUGCAGCGUCCCUCCGCCCUUGACAAAGCUCGCCACCAGCGCAGGAAUCGAACUACUUACUCAUGGUGACUGCACCGAUAUAUUACCCAGUGGUACGUUACGAGAACUUCUAGGACAUGGCGCGCAGGGUGCCGGCAUCCUCGCCGGUGAUGAGAAAACGCAGAAUGGCCUCCAAGGCAAUCUCAUUCCUCAAUGGGUAGCCAAGUAUACUGCUUUCGUCAAUUAUAGAGGCGUCAUCGAGAAUAAGGGCUAUUUUGCGGGAGCCGAAUUGGUAAACGCGUAGAAACGGUCUGCAUUUGCAUUUCUCUGAGCACAUUCAGGAUUGUGUGCGCUUAAUUCUGGACAUCAUGGCGUUGAGCAGGUUGCAUAGAUCAUAUUUGGAGCAGAACAAGUCAGCCAUACAU
Molecule: messenger RNA, 1178 nt
Organism: Xylaria bambusicola
Lineage: Eukaryota; Fungi; Ascomycota; Sordariomycetes; Xylariales; Xylariaceae
Product: glutamate-cysteine ligase modifier subunit
Exons: 2
Coding region: 110-1057 (315 amino acids)
Biological process (GO): glutathione biosynthetic process
Cellular component (GO): glutamate-cysteine ligase complex
Molecular function (GO): glutamate-cysteine ligase catalytic subunit binding; enzyme regulator activity
Source: RefSeq, a predicted model, not a curated record